Molecule: messenger RNA, 4245 nt
Organism: Chara braunii
Lineage: Eukaryota; Viridiplantae; Streptophyta; Charophyceae; Charales; Characeae
Source: the annotation of a GenBank genome assembly
CCCAACGGGGGGAGGCGAAACGCUGCCGAUAUUUUUUGUAAAAUUGUUAAAAUUUUAUUUUUCCCUAAAAAACAUCAAACUCGGCAGGCUUAUAAAUGUGGUUAUCCACGAGGGAGGGAGAUCUGGUCGAGCUCACGAUUCCCGGACGUGGCAGUCGGCACUUUGACGGACAAUUCGCGUGGAGGUCCAUAGUCUUGUCGGAGGACGCGUGGCUGUGGACGUAUAGAGAGCACCAGCCGGCGCAAGGGGUAGGCGUAGUGAGGGCCUACCUGUAUUUAGGGCCAGCUGCGAUCAGGGAAGCUGUAGUGGACCUCGUGACGACAGGGACUAGUGGGACGGUUAGCAGAGCGUUACGGUACCUAGAGGAGGAGGUAGCUGCCUUCCGAGCAGAGGACUCGCGCGACCCGUUGACUCUAUUUCACGGGCGCCCUCCUCUUGAUAUCUCGGGCGGACUGGCGAUAGCACGGGACGGGUUUUUCCCGUACAGCGUUAGGAGUCUGAGAGCGAUAGUGCCGGCUUUCGUGGUAGAGAGCGUCUUUGGAGGCAUUGGAGGAGUGGUGGAGACAUACCUGGCCUAUCAGGAUCUCAAGAUCCUGGCGAGRARCRCUAYAGAYUUAACCUACAUCUAUUAUUCACUCGCGACCGGAGGACUUCGCUGGGGAGACGAGAGGGUUCAGCUUAUAGAGCUGAUCCGCUCGAUAGACGACGAGUGGCCCCAGUCGCCGUGCGUUUGGGAUUGGCUAGACCGAGAGCUCCGAGCAGGACCCGAGUACGUGACCUGCAUCGGGCAGCUUUUCUCAGACGACGAGGAGAGCUGGUGGGCUGAGGACGCCGAGAGACCUCUGAUAUACGGACACCAGUUGGAGCAAUACUACCRAGGUAUUGGACAGGCCCCAUACCGCGUCGAGGACGAGUUUGACGACGGAGGAUGGGAGCGAGAGGACGACGAGAACGUUUGGGAGCCGGACUGGAUUGACCCGGAGGAUGAGAUUGUCGAGGAGGAGCCAGACGCUUCGGACGCCCAUUUCCCCAGGAUAGGAGGGAAGAUCUCAGAGGUCAAGCGCUGUACAAUCUUCAUCGGACACUUGUCCAAAGGUAGGCAAAAAAGUAUACUUAGAGAUCUUCCGCGCGACAGGCUUGAUUUCCCAGAAGUCCUAAAGCUCGCGAUAAAGGCAGAGGCAUACGAUUACAAGGACUUGGUGUGGAGGGGGAUGAGAAGGCGUGACUUCUCUCUCUACAAGGAAUAUGCCACGGAUAGAUGUCCUGAUUUCAAGGACUAUCCCUGGUCGGAGAAGAACGAGGCAGUGGCUGAGGAAGUGAAGGAGAUACGGGAUAUGGUGAAGGGAUUGACGAGGCAGGUUACAGAGAUUGUAUCCACUACAAGGGUCACGACAUACCGGGACAAACCUGGAGGGCCCUAUUCGCUUCGCUGGGACCGCCGGAACAGCGAUCCCUGGAGGAGCGUCGAGGAUAGAAAUCCUCGGACGCUGACUGAUUAUCGGAUGCGAGAAAGCGAGAGAGAUGAGGAACAGUGGCGACGUAGGGACGACGAGAUAGACCGAGACCGCAGAGAUCACGAUGCGUUCGACCUUCAGAAGGUCAACGCGGUGACAAUACGAGACGUGGGCUCAGUGCCACACGCCGAUUUGUUAGCAGAAGGCGCCGCAGGUAGGUCGAUUUAUUCGGUUUGCGAUCUGUUCUCAGGAUACGAUGAGGUGCCGCUAGACCCUAGAGACAGACACCUCACGGCCAUGCACACGCCUUUGGGACUAAUACAGAUGAUGGUUGUCCCUAUGGGGUGGACGAACGGGGUGGCUGUCUUUCAGAGAGCUAUGGUAGCCGUCCUCAAUGACUUCAUCCCUGAUAAGGUUGAAGUUUUUCAGGAUGACUUCCCUAUAAAAGGGUCAGUGGACAGGGAUGAGACGGAGGUCGUACCAGGAGUCAGGAGAUUCGUCGAGCAGCAUCUAAUAAAUAUUUUCGCAGUACUCGAGCAGCUGGAUGAUGCCAAUUUGACAGUAAGCGGAACAAAGAGCCGGUGGACCGUCUCAACGAUAAAGAUCUUGGGGUUUAUAUGUGACUCGAGAGGGCGCCGAGCAGACCCGGCAAAGCUAGACAAACUUUUGAACUGGCCUUCACCGCUACAUAGCCCAACCGAGAUCCGGCAGUUUCUAGGAGUGGUCGGAUACUGGCGGAUAUUCAUACGAGGAUAUGCGGAGAAGGCUGAGCCCUUGAGGAUACUUCUUCGAAAGACUGAGAAAUACUACUGGGAUUCUUCACAGGAACUCGCAAUGCAAGAACUUAAAGAUGAAUUUAAGGAGGGAGGACGCGUGUUGGGAGUGCCAUUCUUUGACGACGGAACCGAGAGACCCUUCAUAGUAUCCACGGAUGCUGGACCAUGUUCAGUAGGAGGUUUGCUGUCCCAGAAGGACGCAGGAGGGAAGGAGAGACCGUUAAGAUUUGAGAGUAUAACACUUAAUACGGCUGAGCGUAACUACAGUCAGUUCAAGAAAGAGGUGUUAGCUGUUCUACGGUGUCUAGAUACGUUCAGACACUAUAUUUAUGGGCGACAGUUUAUCUUGAGAGUAGACCCUACCGCAGUUGCUUCAGUCUUCCAGAAGGACUUUAGUUUGACAGACCCGACCAUCGCCCGAUGGCUGAUACGAAUUCGUCUAUACGAUUACACAGUGGAAAGGAUAUAUGGCACUAAGAAUGCAGUGGCAGAUGGACUUUCGCAGAUCCCUCUUGAAGCCGAGCGCCCGAUAAUAGCUGGGGCUCUGACGCUGGCGGAGCCAAGACGCGCUGGGAGAUUUCUGGUUAACCUUUACGAGGGCAAGUACCGAGCGAUCGGGCUGCACCUGAUGGGUGAGGAGAGUCCAGAUUCAGAUAUUCGGAAGCAAGCUGUCAAGUAUUGCCUUAGAGCGGGCCACCUUUUCCGAAGACUGGUAGGGUCAGGAAUGCCCUUACGAGUGGUCUGUGAUUCUGAGGAGAGAAGGAUGAUAGUUGCAGAGCUUCACGACGGGGUAGUCGGAGGACAUAGGGGAAUUAAAGGAACCCACGAGAAGGUACGCAGGCUGUACUGGUGGGAAGGACAGUAUAAGGACGUCGAGAGGUACUGUAUGACAUGCGAAGAAUGYCAGRAGAGGGCUCAUGUAAGGUACAAAGAACCACUUCAUCCAUCCUAUCCGACCAGGYCAGGAGAGAAGGUACACAUAGAUCUAGUGAAAAUGYCAAAAGGAGUAGGCRAUAUGAACUACGUCGUGAAUAUACGAGACGAUUUCACYGGGUUCGUCGAYGGUAAGCCUAUCAGGAGUAAGGUAGCAAGGGAGGUAAAGAACUUCGUCCUAGAAUACUUAUCUAGGUAUGGUUGUAUCGGCAAGAUAGUGAUGGACAGAGGAUCGGAAUUCCUGGCUGACGAAUUUCAGGAAGUGUUCAAGAGAGCUGGGGCGAGAGUUUCGGUAGCCACCGCCUAUCACCCACAGACGAACUCCCCAGUAGAGAGAGGACAUCAGACUCUGAUAGCGUCGCUGUCCAAGUGGUGCAAGGGUAAGGAUAGUGAUUGGCCACGAUAUUUUCGAUAUGCAAUAUGGGCGGACAACGUCACGGUCCGGGCUAGUACCGGAUACCCACCCUACACUUUGUGGUUUGGGCGACAUUGCCCGCUUCCCAUAGAGUUUCACGUCGAUAGCUGGAUAACCGUCGACUGGGCGAAGGAGAUGUCCAGGGAGGAACUUAUAACUGCUCGGAUAAGACAGAUAGCCUAUGGCUUGGAAGAUAACCUCAUGACAGCGGCAGAUCGCCUGGCAGUGGAAAGAGACAAGGGUAAAGAGAGAUGGGACAAGGAUGUGAGAAUAAGGAGAGAGAAGGUGAGUGUAGGAGAUAUGGUCCUUCUCUACGAUGCCGCGCUUGAAAGGACUUGGACGGGAAAACUCGCCAACAGAUGGAUGGGGCCUUACAGAGUGGUUGAGGCACUUGACUGGGGAGCAUAUAUGAUAGCGGAGUUGGACGGAGCAAAGUGGAGAGACCCAAUGACGGGAGCCAGGCUAAAGCUGUUUAGGCCCAGAACCCAGGCCGCUUUGUCGUUAGCCGGGAGAGGGAAGGCCAAGAUGGAGGAUGGAACUCCCCCGAGGCGAUAURAGGCAGGAGAGAGUUCCAAGAAGAGGAAAAGAGGGAAAAAAGAAAGGUCAAAGGGUUGGCUUUAGGAAGAAAGAAGGGAUGGUUAUUCGUGCUUACGAGGGCCAAACGAAG